UUUUUCUUUGGUACAUAUCCCAAUACAUACCCUUUGACAAUAUCCGCAAGCUCCAGUCUCUGAGCAAUCGUCAGCUUUUUAUACCAGGGCUGAUCAUCACCCCUUUGUACAGGAUAAUGACCUAUGAUCCACACCGUAGUGCGGUCCUCCCGUAGCCCGAACGAUGUCCCUGACGAGCAAGGUGAUCUCCUUGAUCAGCUCAACGGGUGGAAUGGGUGCAGCAUUAUCGUCGCCGGCGGUAGUGUCUUGAUUUAAUGACACUGCCCUCGGCUUAACCGCCUGAUCGGUGAAAUGCAAAAAAUCGUGAUCAUUCUCAAAACAAAAUGUCGUACUCUUCCAAAGUAAAUGGAACGCUUCGGCCCAAAUCUGCCGACAAAUCACUGCUUCAUGCAGAAACGGAACGACGGGCCAUCCUUCUCCUACACAAUUAUGCAUCCCAGCAAGGCGAUCGUCGACCCCGGGGUGCAUAUACAAACGAUCCGCACCCCAUGCACAUUCGUCGCCUUUUUUGGCACCAAGACGCGUGAGCUUGUAGAUUUCGGUGUCGGAGAGUUGUUCGCGGCAUGGAUAGAACCGUAUUCUUUUUGCAGGUCCGACUUUCCGGUUACUGAUUGGAUGGAGGGCACGGUUUCCAAAGGCAUAGACCCAGAUCAUUUCCCGGAUUUCGGCUGGCAGGCGUAAUAGGGGCGAUCUUUUUUGGUUUUGUAGCGUGCUAGCAAUGCUAUGAUCAGCUAUCGAAAAGCAUGAAUGAUGCUUGGGACUGGAUUGCUGUAUCUUGACUCACAUGUCUACGGGCUGGCUCAUGGUUCCCGUGCCACCAAUUUCCUCUGAAGACAUGGUAUCGGCAGGCACUUCUGAAUUUUUGACGCGAUAUCGCUAGGUCUUUUCGCAAGGUACU
Periconia digitata is the source of this 898-nucleotide messenger RNA. The record is from the annotation of a GenBank genome assembly. NCBI's taxonomy places the organism in Eukaryota, Fungi, Ascomycota, Dothideomycetes, Pleosporales, Periconiaceae.